AUGGGAACACCAACAAAGAAGAGGCCAUUCACCCUGGAAGUGGAUGACAGGAUGGACAAAGAGCGUGCUCAAAACAAAGGACAGGAAGCAAAGAACUGCGGUGCGUUUGCAUCUAAGAAUGACAUGAGCCCUAUGGACUCUGAAUAUCAAGAAGACCUAGAGGAGAUAACUUCAGACUUGAAGAUCAAAAUCAACAGAAAUUUCAUGAAGGGGGUGAGAGGAAUAACAGGUGAAGCUGCCCAAGACAAGGACAAAUUUGACAUGAGAAGGCUCUUCUCAGCAGUUUCUAGUGGAGAGGUUGCUCAGCUCGAGGGACUGGAGCAGUACCUGCGCCGGGCCAUGAAGCACCUGACUGACUCUGAAUAUCAGUCCAAGGGAAAGACUGCUUUACUCAAAGCUCUCUUAAAUCUGAAAGAAGGCAGAAAUGACACCGUGAAAUUGCUCCUUGAUAUUGCGGAGAAGAUGGGUGAUUUGGAGGAAUUUGUCAAUGCAGCGUAUACAGACAUGUAUUACAAAGGCCAGACAGCCCUUCAUGUAGCCAUUGAGAGAAGGAGUCAAUACUUUGUUGAGCUUCUGGUACAGAAAGGAGCUGAUGUCCACGCCAAAGCCUGUGGGAAGUUCUUCCAGCUGCAUGAUGGACCUUGCUUCUAUUUUGGAGAGCUGCCACUUUCCCUGGCAGCCUGCACCAACCAGAAAGACAUGGUUGACUUCCUGUUGGAAAACCAAUACCAGAAUGCAGAUGUACGGGAGGCAGACUCUCAGGGCAACAUAGUUCUCCACGCCCUGGUGAUGGUAGCAGAUAACAGCUCUGAAAACACAGAUAUUAUUAUUAAGAUGUAUGACCACAUCCUGACCAGAGCUGCCCAGCUUCACCCAAAAGUCAAACUGGAGGAGAUUGAGAACAAGCAGGGCCUCACUUCAAUUAAACUAGCAGCCAAGAAAGGCAAGAUUGAGCUGUUUAAACACAUUUUGCAUCGAGAGUUCCAGGAUAAGAAGACCAGACAUCUUUCCAGAAAGUUCACGGAGUGGGCCUAUGGGCCGGUUUAUUCCUCACUGUAUGACUUGUCAUCACUGGACUCCUAUGAAACAAAGUCUAUUCUGGAGAUAGUCGUUUAUGGUGAAAUCCCGAACCGUCUGGAGAUGCUUCAGGUGGAGCCUCUCAAUGGGCUGCUGGAGGAGAAGUGGAGGAGAUUUGCUCAUCCAAUAUUUCUCUUCAGAUUAAUGGUCUAUCUGAUAUAUCUCAGCAUUUUCUCCAUUGUGACCUAUUUCUGGAAACACGAAUCAACUGCACUGCCACCAUAUCCACUGGAGAAAACACUACACGGUCACUUACUUCUGUCAGGACAAGUCAUACUUCUCUUGGGUUCUGUGUACUUCUUUUUUAAACAGUUAUCAGAUUUGAGAAGAAAACAACCGACUAUUGAAAGUUUCCCAGUAGAUGGCUUCUGUGACCUUCUUUUUUUCAUCCAGGCAGUGCUCUUCCUGGUCUCUGUGGUGCUCUACUUCUGUAGUAGGAGGGAAUACCUUGGGUGCAUGGUGUUGUGUCUUGCUCUCAGCUGGGUCAACUUACUCUACUACUUCAGAGGGUCCAAGAACAUGGGUAUCUACAGCGUCAUGAUGCAGAAGAUGAUUCUUGGGGACAUUUUGCAUUUCUUUGUGGUCUACAUGGUUUUCCUGUUUGGAUUUUCAGCAGCGGUAUUCACUCUAUUGGAUAAACCAAUAAACCAAACAUUAUUGGAGUCCAAAAAUACAAAAGGCAUUGAUCGUACUUGCAAAAAAACAGCUCGACAAAACCUCACUGCCACCGCUCUGGAGCUGUUCAAGUUCACCAUUGGCAUGGGGGACCUGGAGUUCACUGAGCAGUACCGCUACAAGGAGGUGUUCUAUGUGCUGCUCAUCUCCUAUAUCGUCCUCACCUACAUCUUACUCCUCAACAUGCUCAUCGCCCUCAUGAGCAAAACUGUGCAGAGGACCUCUGAGGAAAGCGCAAACAUCUGGACACUACAACGAGCCAUUACCAUCCUGGAUAUAGAAAGACAUCUACCAUGGUGUUUGAAGUGCAGACUUCGCUCUGGAGUGGAGAAAAACCUGGGCACGGAGAAUGUUGAGGAACGCCGCUGGUGCUUCAGAGUUCAGGAAGUAAACUGGAGCAAGUGGAACGCCGACAUGGGGAUAAUCAAUGAGGAUCCUGGGAACCUAGAAUUCUGGAGACCAAGGAGAGGUGUCCUGAGGGACAUCACUCCCCGUUGGCCUCAUCAACAAAGAGAACAAAGAGAAGAGUUGAGCCCUCAGCCACGCAGCCAUGUAUAAUUGAACAACUCUCAGCCAUGUUUAAUUGAACAACUGUCUCAGCUCACCAGCCAGCAGCUGUCACUCUUUAUCACUUAUGAAUUGAUUGUGAUAUGUGGGACGGUGGUAGCGUAUUGGCUAAGGAGCUGGACUAGCAUGCAGUAGCCUGAAAAGUUGUAAGUUCAAUAUCUGGUUUUCACAGUUCUGCCCUUGUACUAUAAUUGGCAUGUGUAAGGUGCUUUGGAUAAAAGCGCUUGAUAAAUGUAUAAAUCUAAAUGUGAAACUAUAAUAGUGUUUAAUCCGGAUAAGGCAUGUCUGACGUGACAGGUCAACUGACAUCCAUCUACAGUAUAGAGGCUUUCAUGAUAUAGUAUGUCAACUUAACUGAAGUCUUCUUUCUUGAUAGGCUGCUUCCAUAUGGAUCUUAAAAGU
Molecule: messenger RNA, 2721 nt
Organism: Alosa alosa (allis shad)
Lineage: Eukaryota; Metazoa; Chordata; Actinopteri; Clupeiformes; Clupeidae
Product: transient receptor potential cation channel subfamily V member 1-like
Exons: 15
Coding region: 1-2310 (769 amino acids)
Biological process (GO): calcium ion import across plasma membrane
Cellular component (GO): membrane
Molecular function (GO): calcium channel activity; protein binding
Source: RefSeq, a predicted model, not a curated record